Messenger RNA from Nycticebus coucang (slow loris), 6361 nucleotides. It is a transcript of the gene SUGP2, whose product is annotated as SURP and G-patch domain containing 2. The transcript is spliced from 11 exons. The record is from RefSeq and is a predicted model, not a curated record. Gene Ontology annotation, cellular component: nucleoplasm. Gene Ontology annotation, biological process: RNA processing. Gene Ontology annotation, molecular function: RNA binding. Lineage: Eukaryota; Metazoa; Chordata; Mammalia; Primates; Lorisidae. The coding region runs from base 111 to 3359 and encodes 1082 amino acids.
GCGGCGGCGGCGGCGGCGGCGGCGGCGGCGGUGGUGGUGGCAGUGGCAGCGGGUGAGGAGCCUGCGGCGGCGGCGGCGGCGGGGGCGGAUCCGCGCGCGGUUGAAGAAACAUGGCAGCAAGGCGAAUUGCUCAGGAGACUUUUGAUGCUGUAUUACAAGAAAAAGCUAAACGAUUUCACAUGGACCCCAGUGGUGAGGCUGUAGGUGAAACCCUUCAGUUUAAAGCUCAAGAUCUUUUAAGGGCUGUCCCAAGAUCCAGAGCAGAUAUGUAUGACGAUGUUCACAGUGACAGCAGAUACUCCCUCAGUGGAUCUGUAGCUCACUCUCGAGACACUGGGAGAGAAAGCCUGAGAAGUGAUAUAUUUCCAGGGCCUUCCUUCAGAUCAAGCAACCCUUCCAUCAGUGAUGACAACUACUUUCGCAAAGAAUGUGGCCGGGAUCUGGAAUUUUCGCACCCUGAUUCCCAGGUCAUUGGCCACCGGAAAUUAGGACAUUUACGUUCUCAGGACUGGAAAUUUGCGCUUCGUGGCUCUUGGGAGCAAGACUUUGGCCACUCAGUUUCUCAAGAGUCCUCUUGGUCACAGGAAUAUGGUUUUGGUCCUUCUACAGUACUGGGGGACUUUGGCUCCUCCAGGUUGGUUGAGAAAGAAUGUUUGGAGAAAGAGAGUCGAGAUUAUGAUGUGGACCAUCCAGGGGAGGCUGACUCUGUGCUCAGGGCCAGUGGUCAAGUCCAGGCCAGAGGCCGAGCUCUAAACCUCAUUGACCAGGAAGGUGCCCUCCUAGGAAAGGGGGAGACUCAGGGCCUGCUUACAGCAAAGGGGGGUGUUGGGAAACUCGUCUCACUGAGAAAUGUGAGCACAAAAAAAGUACCUACUAUAAAUCGUAUUACUCCCAAAACUCAGGGCACUAACCAAAUCCAGAAAACCGCCCCAAGUCCUGACAUGACCCUGGGGACAAAUCCAGGGACAGAAGACAUCCAGUUCCCCAUUCAGAAGAUCCCCUUGGGGCUGGAUCUGAAGAAUAUUCGGCUCCCCAGAAGAAAGAUGGGCUUUGACCUCAUAGAUAAGUCUGAUGUUUUUUCAAGAUUUGGUAUAGAAAUAAUCAAAUGGGCAGGAUUUCACACCAUAAAAGAUGAUGUUAAAUUUUCCCAACUUUUCCAGACUCUCUUUGAACUUGAAACUGAAACUUGUGCUAAAAUGCUUGCCUCAUUCAAAUGUUCCUUAAAACCAGAGCAUAGAGAUUUUUGCUUUUUUACUAUCAAAUUUUUAAAGCACUCUGCUUUGAAAACACCCAGGGUUGAUAACGAGUUUUUAAACAUGCUUUUAGACAAAGGUGCUGUGAAGACCAAAAAUUGCUUUUUUGAAAUCAUAAAGCCCUUUGAUAAGUAUAUAAUGAGACUUCAAGACCGGCUUCUGAAGAGUGUCACACCUCUGCUUAUGGCCUGUAAUGCCUAUGAGCUAAGUGUCAAAAUGAAGACCCUCAGUAACCCCCUGGACUUGGCUGUUGCCCUUGAGACCACCAAUUCUCUCUGCCGGAAAUCUUUGGCUCUUUUGGGACAAACAUUCUCCUUGGCCUCUUCAUUCAGGCAAGAGAAAAUUUUAGAAGCUGUCGGCCUCCAAGAUAUAGCUCCCUCUCCUGCCUCUUUUCCUAACUUUGAGGACUCAACUUUGUUUGGUAGAGAGUAUAUAGACCACCUGAAGGCCUGGCUGGUUAGCAGCGGGUGUCCUCUCAAGGUCAAGAAAGCUGAACCAGAGCCCACACGAGAGGAAGAGAAGAUGAUUCCUCCUGUGAAACUAGAAAUUCAGGCCAAGGCUCUGAGUGGUCUGAGUGAAGCACUCCCCCAGCGAGCAGAUCACAAGGUGGUAGACACCAUUGACCAGCUUGUCAUACGUGUUGUCGAAGGCAGCCUGUCUCCCAAAGAGAGAGCUGAUCUCAAGGAAGACCCUCUUUACUGGUUUUUGUCUGAUGAAAAUAGUCUGGAGUAUAAAUAUUACAAGCUGAAGUUAGCAGAAAUGCAGCGGAUAAGCCAGACCUUACCAGGAGCUGAUCAGAAGCCAACCUCAGCGGAGUGUGCAGUGCGGGCAAUGCUAUAUGCCCGGGCAGUCCGCAACCUCAAGAAGAGACUGCUUCCAUGGCAGCGUCGGGGGCUCAUCCAUGCUCAAGGUCUCCGGGGCUGGAAGGCAAGGAAAAUGAGCACCGGGACUCAGACCCACUUGUCCUUGGGCACAAGGCUGAAGCACCACAGCCGGCAGGCUCCAGGCCCCUUGCAGGCAAAGCCAUUGCUGCCAGACAGAAACAAUGCUGGGAAGGAUUACCUACCAGAUCCUGCCCGACCCUCUCCUUGUGACUCCACCCCAGAAGCCUCAGGCCCAUCCCCCAAGGCAGCAGGAGUGGAUGUCUCUGAAGCCCCUGAGACCUCCUCUCCUUGCCCGUCUGCUGACGUUGACAUGAAGACAAUGGAGACUGCAGAGAAACUGGCCAGAUUUGUUGCUCAGGUGGGACCAGAGAUAGAACAAUUCAGCAUAGAAAACAGCAUCGAUAACCCUGACCUGUGGUUUCUCCAUGACCAAAAUAGUGCUGCUUUCAAAUUCUAUCGGAAGAAAGUAUUUGAACUUUGUCCAUCAAUUUGUUUCACAUCUUCUCCAUUUAAUGUCCACACCAGCGGGGAAAGUGCAGAUUCUCAGGAGAGCCCCUUAGACCAUGUGGAAGGGGAAGCAGAGUUUGAGGAUGAGCCCCCUCAGCGGCAGGCUGAGCUGGAGAUCUCAGAGGUGAUGCCUGAGGAGGAUGAAGAUGAUGACGAGGAUGAUGGGGACGGGGCAGAGGAGGCCCCUACUCUCGGAGUGGCCAGCAAAUCUAAGGGCAGUACCCCUGCUGAAGGCCUCCCCAGUGAAGUUGCAGAGGACGACUCACCCGGAGUGCCUGCCCUGUCACAGGCCUCUUCAGGUACCUGCUUCCCCAGGAAGAGGAUCAGCAGCAAAUCUUUGAGGGUUGGCAUGAUUCCAGCUCCCAAGAGAGUGUGUCUCAUCCAGGAGCCAAAAGUCCAUGAACCAGUUCGAAUUGCCUAUGACAGACCUCGGGGUCGUCCAAUGUCCAAAAAGAAGAAACCCAAGGACUUGGACUUCACGCAGCAGAAACUGACUGACAAGAAUCUGGGCUUCCAGAUGCUACAGAAGAUGGGCUGGAAGGAGGGCCAUGGCCUGGGUUCCCUCGGGAAAGGCAUCCGGGAGCCCGUCAGUGUGGGAACCGCCUCAGAAGGGGAGGGGUUGGGUGCCGACGGGCAGGAGCACAAAGAAGACACAUUCGACAUGUUCAGACAGAGGAUGAUGCAGAUGUACAGACACAAACGGGCCAACAAAUAGGUUCGCUGAAGGAGAGAGCCUCAUGCUAGCCAAGAUCAUCUGUACCCGGCCUGCCCCGGUGGCGGCCCCUGUCCCUGGCUUCACAGAUGCAUGCAGGCUGUUCCUUGCCAGCUCACAUAGAAAUACUCUACCCCUCUCUUGCUCGAGUUUUCUCUCAUAUUCUCACAUAUCAUAGUCACUUCCCAUGUAACCUGACCAGGCAAUAGAUUAUUCCCUAGUCAAGAGUGGGCUUGCAGUCUGUGCAAAUAUAAGGGCAAACAUGGAAGCCACCUCCAUAGAGGAUAGCAGUUGGCUGCCUCCUUUUCUGAGGGUCUUCAAAUCCUUUUCCUUGUGAAGUGCCUUGCGCCUAUAAAUACUAUCAUCUUUCUACUCUUUUUUUAGUUGCCCUUCUCACCCAUAAUUUCCAACUCAGCUUUGAACAGAAUCACUCUCUUCCUGACUAGAUCAAAACCACUGAUGAGAAAGAUAAGCUUUGAAACAGCAAUUACCCUUAAAACAUCAUCCCUGCCCUGGAUCUGCCUGGCAGAGCCAGUGCCCAAGUACAGUUUGGUGUGUACGUGAAAACAAACAUCUCUGCAGUCUUUGGGAUGGAGGUUUCACUAGCUUUUCUUAAAAAGAAUCCACUAUUUUCAAUAUGGUUUUGCCUUUCCCCUCUCUUCCAAAUGCUUUUAGCAGCAGAUCCUUUCCAAGUCUGUCUCAGGUCCUCUUCAGAAGGUGAUGCUGCCCCCAAAAGAGACCUUUGUAAGUGCUAAGGAACAAGCUCCUCUAGCUAGUAUUCCAGUCUGAGAGGCCAUUGCUCUCCAGAAGUGCUCUUUUAGCAAACAUGAUGCGGAAACGAUUACAGAUGUUUUCUUAGAGGAGGCAAAUCAGUAAUUGCCAGGUCUGCACUCUGGUACCAAAACUCUGAAGCACUUUGAACACUUAAGAUCAGGGGUCCUCAAACUGCAGCCCGUGGGCCACGUGAGGUGGUGUGAUUGUAUUUGUUCCCGUUUUACUUUUUACUUAAAAAUAAGAUAUGUGCAUUGUGCAUAGGAAUUUGUUCAUAGUUUUUUUUUUUAAACUAUAGUCCAGCCCUCCAAUGGUUUGAGGGACAUUGAAUUGGCCCCCUGUUUAAAAAGUUUGAGGACACCUGAUUAAGAUACUUGAUUUCGAUACUUGAUUUCAGGGCGACACCUGUGGCUCAGUGAGUAGGGUGCUGGCCCCAUAUACUGAGGGUGGCAGGUUCAAACCCAGCCCCAGCCAAACUGCAACGAAAAGAAAAAAAAAGAUACUUGAUUCGAUGAAUGUGUGAAUGGUAUCUCAUCUCUUAAAUAUGUCCUGAGAGACUUAGCAAAAUCUUAGCAACAGUAUAGCAUAGCUGUAUUUGGUGGGGAGUAAUUGUUCAACAAAUUAAACUUUCCUCAAAUUUACAUGUCUCUUUAGAAUCCACAGCGUAAGCAAACUACAAUAUACUGGAGUUUUUUAAAAGCCACAUAUGGUGUUUUCCCCCCUACAAGAGGGUAGAAGUUGUAAACUCUCUAAGACUCUUCAUUUUUUGCACGUGUGGCAAUGUUAAGAUUGUUUUAUUACAGCCUUUGUAAAGAAGAGAAAGGCUCCUCUUGGGGUGAGCUCUGCAGCUGUUUGCGAUUUCAAGGCGUGUGAUUGCUGCCGUCUUCCAGACUCCCCAGUGCCCCACUGCUUAUACUAUACGUGAAAUUCUCAGGCUGUGGGAAUCUCAGCCCUUCUUCAUAAAGCAGCAGUGUUGAAUUUUUAAAUACCUGCUAAAAUCUGGAAGACUUGGGAUCCUGAUGACUCUUCAGGAUCAGGGGACACAGCAAUAGUUAGGAUGUUAGCAACAGAACUGAGCGGGAAGUGCUGCUUUCAUUGGCUGGGGAGAAAUCCUUGCUUUCUUUAAGCCACAGACCUCUUAGGCUCCUCAGGUUUUCACUGGUCUGUCUGGCCCCCAGUGCCUCAGUCCCCUGAAACUAUUUGCUUCUGGUCUCUUCUGUUGCUUGUCAAUCAGCAGAUCUCAAUGGCUACAGAGGUGCUGGAGUUUGCCAGCACUGAGGGUGGGCCUUGGAUUUGCAACAUGAUUCUCAAAUAAGCCAGCCUGUAGGGGCCCAGGGUGAAAGUGGUUUGGGGGAACUACAGGUAUGGGAGUUCAUCUUUCUUUCCCAACUCUUCCAACAGCUCCCAUGUUGGCUGUGGGUCAGGUGAAUGGAUAGGACUUGGAGAACAGGGCUUGGCCCAUCAACCCUGAGCGAGGUGCACAUACCACCAGUAGGGAUUGAGCUCUUCUCUCUAGCACACAUCUGACCAUUGUGUGCACCUUGUCCCAUUGUGCUCAUUCUUGACUUUCUUCACUUCUGUUAAUUAAAAAGGCAAUUCCUAGUGGGCAGGCACUGACCCCCACAGCCUCUUGCUGUUCUUCCCGGGGACAUCCUGGUUUGAGCUGAGAUGGGUUCUGUGAGCCUUUAGCAAGCAUCAAAGGGAACACCUACUUCUUGAACCUAGAAAGUCCCAUAAACACUCAGGACACCUUUCCUGUGGAUUCAAUGGUAAGGUAGUGAAAGUGUUUCCAGGAGCCCAGGAAGUGUGGCAGUGCGUCCUUUUGCCAGCUGUUGCUCUCCUUGUCCUCCCCACCCCUUUAUCUUAACCAAGGCUGUCCUUGCUCUCCGCAAAGGCCACUCUGCAGAAAUACUGCGUGCAAGCGUGAUGUGUGGUGGCACAGCCCUGUCAAAGUCACAGCAUCUUUUCUGUCCUUCUAGUUCCAGGGUCUCUUCCGUGAGGACAACAGGCAUCCGGAAAGUGCAUACACGCCACUUUGGGUGCUUUCUGUCUCUGGCUUAUUUCCAUCACUGGAAAUCACUUAGAGAAUUUUAGUGUUUUUGGUCCCUGGUAAAACCUAGAAGACAUUUGUGAUGUCACAAAAUGGAAGUUUUGUUUUUUUGUUUGUUUUGUUUUAUAAAUCUAAGAAGUUGUAAAUGUUAAUCAUUUAGCAAUUGCAAUAAAUGUAGAGGAAA